AUGAAAUUCUUUUUAUUAUUUUUAUUAUUUUUAGUAAAUUAUUCAUUAGCUGCUCCAUAUUGUGGAUUUCCAUCUCCAUCGAAUCAAACCACCGCUCCUUUCAGCAAACAUGUAAAAAUUGAAAGAUGCACAAAGUUUUUUGAGCAUCCAGAUUGGGAUCCAUGUACUACUUUGUUUGAAGGUGAAAUGAAAAUGGGUGAUUAUUUCUCUGAUGCUGACAAUGAUGAUAACACUUUUCAAUAUAUGGGUGAUGGCUCAGUUUGCUAUAGUGUUUAUAAAGAUUUUGGAGGUUGUAAUUUUAUCGACCCAAAGGGUGGAUGUGAAAACUAUUGUGUUUCAGAAUACAUUACCUCAAUUUACUUUGAAAAUAUUUAUGAUUACUAUAGUUGCAUCAGUAAAGUAGACAGUACAUAUUAUAUUUAUAUUGGAACUGCAAACGAAGAAAAUCCAAGCUCAUCCAAUAGAAUAAUGUAUUCUAUGUUUUCAUUGCUAUUAGUAUUCAUAGUUGGUUUAUUUAUUUAA
This is a messenger RNA of Dictyostelium purpureum, 522 nucleotides long. RefSeq lists its product as uncharacterized. NCBI's taxonomy places the organism in Eukaryota, Evosea, Eumycetozoa, Dictyosteliales, Dictyosteliaceae. The record is from RefSeq and is a predicted model, not a curated record. The transcript has 2 exons. Bases 1 to 522 code for a protein of 173 amino acids.